AUUUUCAUGAUUUACUCCUCUGAUCACACUGCAGUUGCUUGAUAUUCUUAACUCGAUUUUAAUAUAAACAAAAGGCACGUGCAGGAUUAACCGCUGCCUGCUGCACAUGGCAAGUGCCGCGAAGCAAGCCAAGAUGACGGCCGACAAGGAGAUGGUGAUGCCAGCAGUCGACCACUGUGCCCAUUGGGUACAGCGGAAGAAACGCUAUUGCAAAAUGACGCCAAACAAGGAGAGUUUAUUUUGUGGAGCUCACCAGCAGCCAGGAGAGAAAUCCCCGGAAGACGAUCCCCAAACGGAGAGAAUACCCUGCCCACUGGACCCCAAACAUACGGUAUUCAAGCGAAAGCUAGCCAAACACUUGAGCAUUUGCAAUGCCAGAGAUCAGAGCAGCAAUUUUCCCUAUUUGGUGAAGGAUAUCAAUGCUGGCGAGGAGCUGGAGGCUCAGUUGGAGACUGAACUGGAGCUCAAGCUGCAUGAGCUUGAGGAUGCCGAGUUUUAUGGCGUUAUAAAGAAAGUAAAGCAUCUUUAUGACACGCACAUUGCGGGCAAUAUUGAGCAACUGCAGUUGGAGCAUCCUUCCCUCGAGGAGCCGCUGAGCCACAAGGAAUACGGGCCGGAGGCACGCAAACAUCUCGUGCAGACAUCCGCACUGCUGGGCAUACUCGAGCGGGACAAGCAGCUAGCGGAGCAUACCAGCUACAUAGAAUUUGGUGCUGGCAAAGGACAAUUGGCUUUUUAUUUGGCGACGGCGUUGGAAUCACAGCAACUGAAGCAUUCUCAGGUGGUGCUCGUGGAUCGCCUGUCGCUGCGCCACAAGAAGGACAACAAGCUGACCAACAAGCAGCAGGUGCAACGCAUUCGCGCCGAUAUCGCUGACCUAAAUCUUACCCAGCUGCCCGAAUUGCAACGCACCCAGCGCCAUGUAGCGCUAUCGAAGCAUCUGUGUGGCGCAGCCACAGAUUUGACAAUACGUUGCAUACUUGGUGAUGUGGCAUGCCACACCAACUACAUUUUAAUUGCGUUGUGCUGUCAUCAUCGCUGCUCCUGGCGCUCCUACGUGGGCAAGUUGUGGCUGCAGGCUGCGGGAAUCUCCCGCCGAGAAUUCACCAUAAUUGCUAAGAUGGUCAGCUGGGCGGUUUGUGGCAGCGGUUUGAGUCGUGAGCGUCGCAAAGCCAUCGCCGAGGCCAAGGAGGAGCAAUCCAGGGAGGAGGAGGAAGAGCAGCUGCCCCAAGUGGAAGCCACGCAGCGAUUGAGUCGCGAGGAGCGUGAAACAAUUGGCUAUCAGUGCAAGCGUGUCCUGGACCAAGGCCGUCUGGAGCAUCUCAAGGCACAUGGCUACGAGGCAUCCUUGAAAUUCUAUGUGCCCCGAGAAGUAACUUUAGAAAAUGUUGUCCUUUUGGCAAAGCGGGAAAACACUAAGUGCAAUUUAAAUAAAAGCUGAUUUUGCUUACUUGA
Drosophila grimshawi is the source of this 1455-nucleotide messenger RNA. RefSeq names its product tRNA:m(4)X modification enzyme TRM13 homolog. The transcript has a single exon. The record is from RefSeq and is a predicted model, not a curated record. NCBI's taxonomy places the organism in Eukaryota, Metazoa, Arthropoda, Insecta, Diptera, Drosophilidae. Bases 107 to 1441 code for a protein of 444 amino acids. Gene Ontology annotation, biological process: tRNA methylation.